Molecule: messenger RNA, 8154 nt
Organism: Podarcis lilfordi (Lilford's wall lizard)
Lineage: Eukaryota; Metazoa; Chordata; Lepidosauria; Squamata; Lacertidae
Source: the annotation of a GenBank genome assembly
AGAGACGCAAUACAAGGGCGCUUUUUAUUUUUUGCCGGAAGUCCGAUUUUUUAAAUCUCUAUGGUAAAACAACAACAACCGGGAACGGUUGUCGCAUAAUAAUUGCGCCAUUUCCUUUACACAUUUGCGCGGCCGGUAGCGCAUCGCUAGCGAGCAACAUGCCCAAGUGAGUAAACUGGAGAGCCUUCGUAUAAAAAGCUCUGGUGGGAACUGGGAAGGGUGAAAAGUGCGUACAGACUGAGUAGAACAAUGUUCUGUGGAAGGGGGUGGGGACAGGUGGCUUGUCCCAUAUAUUUACGUAUAUUUUUUGUGUACGUUCUCUGUGCUGGUUCCGGUUUGUACACAUGUCCGUAAUUCUUUUAAGUGGGCUUCCUAAUAGCUUCACUAAAGAGAAUUGUGGCUCUUAAUGCUUGGUCGGGCUUACUCACAAAUAUUCGUGAAUUCAAAUAACACACCCACACACCAUUUUUGUGUGCAUGCGUGCAGAGGCCUUAAGGCUGAGGUCCUCGCAAGAACAUAGAGAAAGUGCCUUAUAUCCGCUCAGAUCAUUGGUCCAUCUAGCUCAUUACUGCUGCCAGUGUACUGAGUGGUAGCCACUCUCCAUAUUUCAGAGGCUUUCCCAGCCCUACCAGGAGAUUAUGGGGAUCAAAACAGUAGAUACUACGCCUGAGCUGUGACCCUUCUUCUUACUUCCAACUAUGUCCCACUGAUCAUGAGAUUUGACUGCAUAUUUUGCUGACAACUUGUGCUGCCUCCUGGUAAACUGCCCUCUGGGAAGAACCCAUUUAGACUUCACACCAUGCCAGGGAAUAUUUGAGGCAUUGUGAAUAAUUAAAAUAUUUGGUGGCUCACAGACUUAACUGCCCUGUAUGCGGGGACAAGCUAUUCAUAGGAUCAUAUAAUUGUAGAGUUGGAAGGGACCCCUAGGGUUGUAUAGUCCUACCCCCUGCAAUAAAGGAAUAUUCAGCUGUCCCAUAAGGGGAUCAGACCUGUAACCUUGCAUUGUCAGCACCACACUCUAACCAACUGAACUAUCUAGGCUGAUACAGUUCUAACAUAUUCUGAUGUUAGCUGUGAUUGACACAUCACUGUUAACCAGUGCAUUUUGUUCUUCUGUCACUUAAGAAAGAAAAGAAUGAGCUGAAUACAGUAUUGCAUCAGUGGACUUUUGCUUUUACAAGAGGACAGCCUCUGCUACCCUAGCACACAUCCAAAAUCUAGUCCUCCAAGCCUCUGGAGCAGAUUUUGAGGAUGCUGUAGGGGGGAAGAAUUAUUACAGUGGGACCUCGGGUUACAGACGCUUCAGGUUAUAGACUCCGCUAACCCAGAAAUAGUACCUCAGGUUAAGAACUUUGCUUCAGGAUGAGAACAGAAAUCACGCAGCGCAGCGGCAGUGGGAGGCCCCAUUAGCUAAAGUGGUACCUCAGUUUCGGGUUGAGAACAGACCUCCAGAACGAAUUAAGUUCUUAACCCGAGGUACCACUGUAUCAAUGAGAGUGACUAGAUAGAAUCUAUCUUUGCACAUAGAUAAAGAUAAGUAAAUCUGAAGGAUGCCAUUGCAUAAAACAGGUGAAUGGUUUUUUGAGGAAAAUAUAGUGAAAUAGCUUCUUGUAAAAGCAACAAAACUAAAUUACUAGUCUUAACUAAAAAGCAUAUUAAACUUUUGAAAACACUAAUAUUUUAAGAAGCAAACAAUCAUUACCCUACUUCCAGUGCAUAUUUGUCUCUCGUUCCAGGUUUUAUUGUGAUUACUGUGAUACUUACCUCACCCAUGACUCUGUAAGUAGGACAUUUCACAAUGUUACAGUAUGAAAGUUAAAACAGUUCUUCAGAGGAUUACUUCUGAAUACAUUUCCUAAAUAAAAUCUAAUACGCAAGCCUAUCACUUUCAUCUAGAUAGAUAGAAUGUCAUUCUAAAAACACCUUCAGUGUGAAAUUGUGUGGUGAACUUCAAUAGUUUUCUAUGCCAUGCUGCAAAUAUUUAUAGUCAUGAUUAAUUUCAUUAUAAUUUAUAUACAUGAUUAAUUAUUAAAUGAAUGAGACAGGUCAGGGUAGAAGUUAAAUAUGCCUGAGCUCAAUAUGGAUGUGAGUUGAAGACUACUGGUUGGCUGCAGGAUGGUUGCUUGGGUAAAUAUUUAGUGACCAACCAUGACCUUAAUAAAAUCACUAUGCUGACUGUUCAUUGUUAUCCUGAGGUAGGUAAAAGCGGGUGGUGCUGCUUAAAGUUGGUGGUUCAAAUCAGUGCGAUGGGGUGAGCUCCCGUUGCUCUGUCCCAGCUUUUGCCAACAUAGCAGUUUGAAAGCACACCAGUGCAAGUAAAUAAAUAGGUACGACUGCAGCAGGAAGGUAAAUGGCAUUUCAGUGAGCUCUGGUUUCCAUCACAGUGUUCUGUUGUACCAGAAGCAGUUUAGUAAUGCUCACCACAUGACCUGGAAAGUUGUCUGCGGACAAGCACUGACUCCCUUGGCCUGAAAGCAAGAUGAGCACUGCAACCCCAUAGUCACCUUUGACUGGACUUAACCAUCCAGGGGUCCUUUACCUUUACUUGUUGUCCUGACAAUUUUCUUUCUAAAGAGAAAUGUCAAUUUUACUUUAUGUCAUCACAAAUACUGAAAGAUGAUGACUCAGUGAGCAAACUCACUAGAUUCUCAGGUCUACUCAGUAGUUUACUAGUUUGAGAUAAAAUCACAAUUACUGUAUUGGAGACUACAUGUAAAGGUUCUCUUCCUAUAUUGGUACAGGAAGGUGAAAUUUAUCAAUAUUUUAGACACAUGGGGAUGUUUGGUGCUUGGAGAGCAAAAGUUUUAUGUCUUGCAGCCAUCUGUGAGGAAAACCCAUUGCAGUGGUAGGAAACAUAAAGAAAAUGUGAAAGACUACUAUCAAAAAUGGAUGGAAGAACAAGCACAGAGCCUGAUUGACAAAACAAGUAAGUCAUAUCAAUGCAAUGGCUGUUUCACAUAUUUGUUUAUUUGAUUGAAGUUUACACUUACCUAGAGAAUUAGUUCAAUCCUUUUUCCACAACAUGUUUCCAGUUGAAGCUCUGCCUCCUUCAGCUCCUUUAUUGGAAAGUUGCAGAACUGCUGGACUUAAAGGCUGUGUCAUGUAAUAAUGAAUGCAGACGUUUAUAAGAACUCCCUGUUGAAGAAUUGUGGAAUUUGUGUCCUAUGUUACCACAUUCAAGCCCUUAACAACAACAAAAAAUUAUAACCUAUUAUUCAGUUGUUUUCUUGUUGAGCUGAAGGGACCAUAUUUGGUGGUGUUUCUCUUAAAAUAUUGGGGAAAUGGUUCCUUUAAGUAUCUUUGUCCAGCACAUUGACAAACAUUUCUACGGGAGACUCUUAGGAGUGCCAUAUGCUCUUGUUUUUAAUCUUGUGUCCACUAAGGGCCUUUGCCCUUUGGAAUGUGCUUCCAACAAACACCAGGCAGGCUUUCAGUAUUGAUAUUUUGGUGCUUGCUUAAAACUCAUCUGUUUGUCCAGGCUUUCCCUGAGGGAAGAUCAAGCUUGCUUGAUGUAUUGAGCAGAUCUAUUGUUUUGUGGUAUCCUUUCUACUUUUUCUUUGUAAACUUAGUUUUAUUGUUAGUUUCAUGCUCUUCACCACUGAUACUUUUUUUAAAUCUUGGUUUGGUGGUUUGAAAAUGUUUUCAACUUUAAAUAAAUAAAUGUGGAUGUUUUAUGGAGCAAUCCUAUGCACAUUUACUCAGAUGUAAGUCAUAUUGAGUUCUGUAGGUCUUACCCUAAGGUAAAUGGUGAUAGGAAUAUAGCCCCAGUUUAGAACCUAGUUUUGAAACUUUUGAAAGCACUUCAGUUUCAUCUGCACAUCUUAAUGGCCUUACUGUAGGAUCCUAUGCAUGCUUACUUUAAUGUCCCAAUGUGCUCACUGAGGUUUACUUGGGUCAGUGUGUUUAAAAUAGCAAAUUUACCUGGAAUUAAGUUCAGUUGAACUCAGUGGGUUUUACUUCUGAGGAGACAUGCGUGGUAAUUUACUGUAAAUGUUUCCAAGUUCCUUACAUUAGUCACGUUUUAACAGUAAAUGUGUUUGUCAAUGUUCUCUCGCUCUUAUAAUUAUUUGAAAAUAUGGUUUAGUGAAAUGGAUUAAGCUUUCCUGCUUGUGGGGUUAGAUAAAUUGGCUGGAAGGAAUAAAUCCAGGCAGCUGCAGAAAUGAAGAGAUUGCAUGACUAGAGAACUUGAGGCAGUUCCACAUGGAAAGUAUGCAUUUGGUCACUAAAAAGAAUCAGAAAUGUAUAGGAAAACUUCAGUAACUAAUUAUGUUCGGCUUUUAUUUAUUUGCAUUAAUGUAGCGGCUGCAUUUCAGCAAGGCAAAAUUCCACCUACUCCAUUCUCUGCGCCACCUCCAGGAGGAGCUAUGAUACCACCACCACCUAAUAUCCGUAAGUAUGAAUAUUGAUGUUUUAUCUCUGGCUAGCAUGGCAAAACUUUGGUAUGUGUUACAGGGAAAACUUUAGGUGGUUAUUUGGGUAGUACAGUUGUACCUCCGCUUAUGUAUCCCUCCGCUUACACAAACUUCGGGAUACGUAAGUGGCAAACCCGGAAGUAUAUUUCUGGGGUUUUGCCACACGACAGUGCGCAGAAGCAGUCCCUCUGGUUGCAGAAACCUCGGGAUCCAACUGGAGCUCUGGAAUGGAUCCAGUCCACAACAAGAGGUACCACUGUACUUUAAAAAGAAUACAGUGGUACCUCGGGUUACAGACGCUUCAGGUUACAGACGCUUCAGGUUACAGAAGCUUCAGGUUACAGACUCCACUAACCCAGAAAUAGUACCUCAGGUUAAGAACUUUGCUUCAGAAUGAGAACAGAAAUUGCACGGGCACGGCGGCAGCAGGAGUCCCCAUUAGCUAAAGUCGUACCUCAGGUUAAGAACAUUUCAGGAUAAUUAAUAAUAAUAAUAAUAAUAAUAAUUUAUUAUUUAUACCCCGCCCAUCUGGCUGGGUUUCCCCAGACACUCUGGGCAGCUUCCAACAAAACACUAAAAUACAAUAACCUAUUAAGCAUAGUUUAAUAGUUAAGAACGGACCUCCAGAAUGAAUUAUGUUCUUAACCUGAUGUACUACUGUAGUAGCCAUUUAUUAAUUACGAAUAACAUUGCAAUCUUACCCUGCUAGGAGUGAUCGCCGAAGAAGAAGAAGAGCUAUGGAUGAUGAACAGCUGAUGUUCAUUACAAUAUUACCUAUUCACCAUUACAACAACUGGUUGUAAUGGUGAAUAGAUAAGAUAUUUCACCAACUCCUACCUUCUUACGGUGAAGAACUAACAGACAGUUGGGAUGCAAAAAGAUUGUUGGCAAUCUUCAAAAACAUCGUGUUUCUGAGAUGUUAGGUUGGUGUGCAAACUUAUUUUGACAUUUGUCCAUUGUUUUCAUACUUGAGCGGGUCCUCCACGGCCUGGUAUGAUGCCAGCACCCCACAUGGGUGGCCCUCCAAUGAUGCCAAUGAUGGGCCCACCACCCCCAGGAAUGAUGCCAGUUGGCCCUGGUAAGUUCUGGAUGACAUAAAUAUUUGCCCUUUUGCUUUAAUUCCUUAUAUUCUGAAGAUACAUUUGUAUGUGCAUGUGCAUAGGUCCUUAACUAGAGCUUGAGCUCCUAUAUGUUGUGAGUUUCCCUAAAACCUUCAUUGUCUAGGAAGUUCUCCCAUCUCUCUAGUGUCUGGGUUAACCCAGUUUUCUCCCCUUGGGAUAAACCUCUUGCUGGAUUAUAAUCAACAUUCAUUUAAAAUUUGGUCUUGCCUGUUUCAUAGGAAUCUUGGGAGCUGCCAUCCUUAAGAUCUCAUGUUUCUAUGUAUAGAUAAAGAUCUGAAAAAUAUAUAUUAAUAUUUACUGAUUAAAGUGGUAGCUGAGAUGUUUCUCUGUAUAAUUCUUAAACUUAUUUCUGUCACAUUUUUUUAUUUUUCUUUACUUUUAAAAUACAUUUAUACUUUAGCAUAUUUAACCUUGUUACGAUUUAUUAAAAUAUUUUAUAUUAUUUUCAUUGGCUUUUUAUAUAAUUUUACAAAACUAAAAAUGAAAACAAUAAGUAAAGCAUAAUAACAGAGAAGAGACAUUCCAUAUUCUUCUUCCUCCCACCUCCCUAACCCUCAAUGGUACAGUUAGAUUACAAGUUUGUUAAGAAUUCUAACGCUUGUUGGUUUUGUUUCAUUGUGCAAUUUGGAGUGAUCAAAAGGUGCCAGGAAUUAUUCUGUAGUGCUGUUGCAUAGACUGUUAUGCAUUUAAAAGAUCAUACUAUACAUCUGGAGUGAAUAAAACCUUAUCUUAAAAAGCAUUUCACUGAUUCCAAAAGAAAGCUUUUUUCAGUGUCACCAAAAUUCCCAACCUUUCCUCUAGGAAAAUUAUGGUUUAGCCAUGAUGAAUACACUUCGGGCUCAGUCUCUUCUCCAGUCUCGUGCAAGAUUCCAUUUUCCUUUCUUGAUUUUCUUAUGCCAUAGCCUGCUGUGAAGUCCACACUUAGCCAACUAAAAAUUGCCUUCAAUCCAUGGCUUGAAGUGGGUUUGCAAACUGUGAUUCAGAAGUUGUCCUAGUUAGCAUUAACCAUUCUUUGUCUGAUUCAGAUGUCACAUCAUCCCAUGGUUAAGCAAACAAGGGACGGAGGUGCUCUCAAUCCCCAAAUCAUGGUUUGACCACAACACCUAAAACAGGCAAUUGUUCAUCAAGCAGUGCUGGAACAAUAUUACUAAUACCCUUUGCCACCAUUAAAAGUGUGUAAAACAGGAAGCACUCUUAGCAGUAAGCAAAGUGUUGGGCAUGCUCUUUACCGUGUGACCAUUAGGUAAAGGUAAAGGGACCCCUGACCAUUAGUUCCAGUCGUGGCCGACUCUGGGGUUGUGGCGCUCAUCUCGCUUUAUUGGCCAAGGGAGCCGGCGUACAGCUUCCGGGUCAUGUGGCCAGCAUGACUAAGCCGCUUCUGGCAAGCCAGAGCAGCGCACGGAAACGCCGUUUAACUUCCUGCUGGAGCGGUACCUAUUUAUCUACUUGCACUUUGACGUGCUUUCGAACUGCUAGGUUGGCAGGAGCAGGGACCGAGCAAUGGGAGCUCACCCCGUCAUGGGGAUUCGAACUGUCGACCUUCUGCUCGGCAAGUCCUAGGCUCUGUGGUUUAACCCACAGCGCCACCCGCGUCCCCUGUGUGACCAUUAAGUACGCCCAAAUAAUUUAGUCUGUGUUAAGUGAGUCUCCUAAAUGUCUUCCAUAUGAAAUACCAAAUAUAUAAUGCAGUACAAAACAGCAAUGUAUGAUACCUUGAAAGACCUGGUUGUGUAAGUAUGCUGUAUAAGUUCUUGCCCAAUUCUGGAACUUUGAAGGCAUUAUCAGUGUUUGUGGGCACUAUCGGCAUUUGGAAGCUAUCUAAUCUAGCAUUUGUUUUUGAAGUAUAUACUAUCAUAGCACUAUCAUAGACAGGUAAAACAAUGGAACUGGAUAUCAACUUUCUUUCCAGGAAACUUCAUUUCAUGGAACAGGACUUUCCUGUACCACUUGAAAUAUGCUCCUGGAAGAUGGGAGGCCUUUGGGAAUGGUAUGGGGGAUUGGUAUACAGAAUGGAAGCAAGUCAUCCUCCUGUGUAAAUGGAAGAACAAUUUAGUAUCUAAACCAAUGUGAUCUGCAGUGAAGAAAUGACAAAACAUUUCCAAAGAACCACUAGUCUAGGAAAGUUUUCUCUUUCCAUACUGAAAACGUGGAAGCUUCUUCCUAGAAAUCUAGGUGGUCUUUUCAGGACACUUUUAAUAGACAUUGUGGUGCCUUUGACUAGAAAUUGGUUAGUACAUUUCUUAUGCUUUAAAUUUACUUUGCUGUAGCUCCAGGAAUGAGGCCGCCCAUGGGAGGACAUAUGCCAAUGAUGCCAGGGCCACCUAUGAUGAGACCUCCAUCCAGACCCAUGAUGGUGCCAACCAGACCAGGAAUGGCUCGUCCAGACAGAUAAAGUGGAAGUGGACUGACCAUUCUGCCUGUGUUUUAUGUACACCUAUCUGUGAACAAAAGCCCUGGGAGUUCCAUUGUCCCAAGCAGCAACAAACCACCUGGUUUUUCAGUUUCCAAACUUAAAUGGGUGAAGGAGGGAGGGGAGAAACAGAAGACUGGACUAGAGGUUUGUAACAUUUAUCAGACACAUGUCCUUGUUCAUUAUUGGAAUAAACCUUUGAUACUUGUUA